Molecule: messenger RNA, 252 nt
Organism: Penicillium malachiteum
Lineage: Eukaryota; Fungi; Ascomycota; Eurotiomycetes; Eurotiales; Aspergillaceae
Exons: 1
Coding region: 1-252 (83 amino acids)
Source: RefSeq, a predicted model, not a curated record
AUGGCUGAAUUCAACCCCGAGUCUAGUGUUGCUGCUAGAUAUGACAAUACAGAAUGCUUCCUGAAGGCACUACCUCCACCUGCUACUAAGAGGUAUGUCUACCAAUACAGCCAAAAAUUCCAAAAGAUUUUGGAUUCUGAGCGAAAUGCACGUCAUUACAAGUUAAACGUGGACUCAGCUCACUCUGAUUACAUUAUCUUCUUGAUUUCACCUUACUCAUUCGAUCGCGAAUUUCGUGCCGGCUAUGAAUGA